Molecule: messenger RNA, 4120 nt
Organism: Echinops telfairi (small Madagascar hedgehog)
Lineage: Eukaryota; Metazoa; Chordata; Mammalia; Afrosoricida; Tenrecidae
Gene: CAMK2D
Product: calcium/calmodulin dependent protein kinase II delta
Exons: 22
Coding region: 362-1996 (544 amino acids)
Biological process (GO): protein phosphorylation
Cellular component (GO): neuron projection; cytoplasm
Molecular function (GO): calcium/calmodulin-dependent protein kinase activity; ATP binding; calmodulin binding
Source: RefSeq, a predicted model, not a curated record
AGUCCCGGGCUCUUCUUCCAUUUGCGGGGCCCCCUCUUAGUGAGUCCCCUGCCCUUCUGCAGCUGGGGACAGGGGCUUGAACAAGGGGUCGGGUGGAGCGUCCCCGAGAAGAAGGAAGCUAGCGAGGCCUGGAGGAGGGGCAGGAGCGACGGACCUGGGGGACGAGACCCCUCGCGAGCCUUUCUGGUCAUCUUCCCUGCCGCCCCGCCCCUGCGCGCACUCCCUCCCGGGCGAGCUACUUUCGGACGAGAAAAGUGAGCGCGGCCCUCGGUGACAGCACUGCGGGGCCAGUCCCGGGAAGCUGCACGUCCGCCCGGUCUCCUCCAGCACACUGCCAGCCAGGGGCGCCGCCAGGACCAGGAUGGCUUCCACCACCACCUGCACCAGGUUCACGGACGAGUACCAGCUUUUCGAGGAGCUCGGAAAGGGAGCAUUCUCUGUGGUGAGAAGAUGUAUGAAAAUCCCUUCUGGACAAGAAUACGCUGCCAAAAUUAUCAACACCAAAAAGCUUUCUGCUAGGGAUCACCAGAAACUAGAAAGGGAAGCUAGAAUUUGCCGACUUCUGAAGCACCCCAAUAUUGUGCGGCUUCAUGACAGCAUCUCAGAAGAGGGCUUCCAUUACUUGGUGUUUGACUUAGUCACUGGAGGUGAGCUGUUUGAAGACAUAGUGGCAAGAGAAUAUUACAGUGAAGCCGAUGCCAGUCAUUGUAUACAGCAGAUUCUAGAAAGUGUCAGUCAUUGUCACCUAAAUGGCAUAGUUCACAGGGACCUGAAGCCUGAGAAUUUGCUUUUAGCCAGCAAAUCCAAAGGAGCAGCUGUGAAACUGGCAGACUUUGGCUUAGCCAUCGAAGUUCAAGGAGACCAGCAGGCAUGGUUUGGUUUUGCUGGCACACCUGGAUAUCUUUCUCCAGAAGUUCUACGCAAAGAUCCUUAUGGAAAGCCAGUGGAUAUGUGGGCAUGUGGUGUCAUUCUGUACAUCCUGCUGGUGGGAUAUCCCCCCUUUUGGGAUGAAGAUCAACACAGACUCUAUCAACAGAUCAAGGCUGGAGCUUAUGAUUUUCCAUCCCCGGAGUGGGACACGGUGACUCCUGAAGCCAAAGACCUCAUCAAUAAAAUGCUGACGAUCAACCCGGCCAAACGAAUCACAGCCUCAGAGGCGCUGAAGCACCCCUGGAUCUGUCAACGUUCUACUGUUGCUUCCAUGAUGCACAGACAGGAGACUGUAGACUGCUUGAAGAAAUUCAAUGCUAGAAGAAAACUCAAGGGUGCCAUCUUGACAACUAUGCUGGCUACAAGGAAUUUUUCAGCAGCCAAGAGUCUGUUGAAGAAACCGGAUGGAGUAAAGAAAAGGAAGUCCAGCUCGAGCGUUCAGAUGAUGAUAAACAACAAAGCCAACGUGGUAACCAGCCCCAAAGAAAAUAUCCCCACCCCGGCGCUGGAGCCCCAAACUACUGUAAUCCACAACCCUGAUGGAAACAAGGAAUCCACCGAGAGUUCAAACACCACAAUUGAGGAUGAAGAUGUGAAAGCACGAAAGCAAGAGAUUAUCAAAGUCACUGAGCAACUGAUUGAAGCAAUCAACAAUGGAGACUUUGAAGCUUACACGAAAAUCUGUGACCCAGGUCUUACUGCUUUUGAACCAGAAGCACUGGGUAAUUUAGUGGAAGGGAUGGACUUCCACCGGUUCUACUUUGAAAAUGCUUUGUCCAAAGGCAAUAAACCAAUCCACACGAUUAUCCUGAACCCCCAUGUGCAUCUGAUGGGCGAAGACGCUGCCUGCAUAGCUUACAUUAGGCUCACACAGUACAUGGAUGGCAGCGGAAUGCCAAAGACAAUGCAGUCAGAAGAGACCCGUGUCUGGCACCGCCGGGAUGGAAAGUGGCAGAAUGUUCAUUUUCACCGCUCCGGGUCACCAACAGUACCCAUCAAGACAUCCAGUAUUCCAAAUGGGAAAGAAAACUUCUCAGGAAACACCUCUUUGUGGCAAAACAUCUAAGACCUGAAAACCAUUCUCAUGUGGGUCUACUAAAAAUCAACAGUGCCACUUCCACAUUCUCUGUUGUCAAGGCACCCGGAUGGCUACCCUGGGCCGGCCUCUCCUCCUCUUCAUGCAUGUUUCUGAGUGCAUGAAGCUGUGACGGUCCCACAUGUAAUGCCCAUGUGAUGCAUCAUCUUGUCAUAUAUCUCUUCCUAUUCAUCGUUUGCACUCCAAUGAUGGAUAUGUUCCUGUAAAUCUCAAUUACUGUUGGCAAAUCACCAGGGGAAGGUCAGAAACAACAAAAUAAAACAAAACAAAAAAACCCACAAUAUUCCAAGUAAAAUCUAUUCACUGAGUUUCUCUGUUUAUGCCAAGUUUUAACAGACUGAAAUGUUAUUGCUCUCUACAUGACAGUUUGUCAGAGAAAUGUAAAGUUUUUAGAACUCUUUGCUGUUCAUUGGUUUUGGCUCAUUUUUGUGAAAAAGAAAAGAAAGAAAAGGGAAGAAAACCCCAAAGCAUACCUUGAGUUUCUUGGUGUGAUCUUGGCUGAAAAUGGACGGUUUCUUCUUUUUUGGGAACACCAGUCCUGUGGCCGGUUAACCAUUACAGUGGGUUGGGAGAGCCAGAACGCCAUUGAUGAAUGUGGAAGCACACAGCAGUAGGUUUGGUAACAUCUAAAGCCAUUUUGUUUGGGAUCAAACUACGUAAAUUGGGCAAUUUCGCUUCAUUUGCGAGUUUGAUCAUUUUAGUAGACACAUUGUUCUGGUGAGCUUGCUGAAUUGAACUUCGUUUCCUUUCUCAAAUCCCUGCUCUGUUUUCUUCAUUUUACCCUGUUUCUUUGUUCCUUUUGUUUACUUUUUUUCUUCUUUUUCUCUGUUAGUAGUGUUUCAGAAAAAAGGAACAUUUAUACAGCAAAGGCAAAAUAAAAAUUGAGGUCUUGUGGGGGGUGGCUAAACUAGAACUGUUGAUCAUUUUCAGGACCCACAAAAAUAUUGUCAGCAUUUGGAGAGCGUUGAAUCCUGUUAAAGCUCUUGUUUGGCGCCCAGUAUCUUCCAUUGGAAGUAUUCGAAUUAUUCAAAACUCAUGAUAGAAGCCAGUAAGUUCCUCCUGCUGUUGCCAUAUAUCUUACUGCUUGGAACAGUCGCCAGGAGAAUUCCACAUGGAUAGCAAGUUUCUGUGCAAACCACUAAUUUCCGCCUGCUCGCCCUCACCGGCUAGUUAUUGAAAGUUAGAGACGACGGGGUAUGUUUCCCACUUUCAUGAGUGGUUUGUACUUGUUCUUUGCAACGUGCACAUUUUGAGCUCUCCUCGUGUCAGAGACCACGAUCACCCUGGAAGGAGCUAGGAUUUUCCAGUGGAGAAGCAGAAAGAAAGAAAAGAGAAAUGGCCCAGGUUUUCUUGGUACUUCUCAUCUCACCUUUGCUUAGGGGACCCAUGUAAUGAGUCUCUCUCUUCCCCGAAAAGCUUUGCAGCACACCACAUCUGUCAGCAGCAUUAUGUUAGCACGAGUAAUUCUCCAUCCUUGGAAGCCGGUUUUCAAAGCAGAAGCCAAGCAAAAAAUGAAACAAUCUCUCCCUCCUUUCUCUCAUUUCACCUUUCUGUGUUAAUGAUUAAUCACCUUAGAUAUUGUUGCUAGUGACGUAUGGUCGAUGGAUCGAAGCUUUUCUGAUCACUAUUACACGAUUUAAAAUAAUCUAUAUUUAAAGUAAAUAUAUACAGCAAAUGUAUUGAGCCAUGUUAACCUGCCAAUGAGACCUGUGAAAGAAUGGCGGCCUCAUGCUUGUCCCUCUUGGGUUACUCUUAUCUUUUUGUGAAGCAGCUGUCUGUGGCAGACAUGUAUCUAAACAAAAUAGGCGUAGAGUGGUUUUUGGUUUGUUUGUUGUUUUGUUUUUAUUUUUUACACUAUUAACUUAGCAUGUGGUGUUGAAGUACUUUUUUUAGAUCAAGUUUGUCUUUUACACUAAGAGGUGAAGAAAUUGUGAUUUUUUUUCUCUCCACCACAAUUGAAUUACACAUUUAUUCUCCUCUUCUAUCAUUUUGAAACACUGCAGUUUACCAUGGGACACUGUAUAUAUUUCUUGCCAUAAUGGUAAAUGACUGACUGAUAUAUUUAAGAGUUAAUAAAUUUGUGAUUUCUGUUGA